This is a messenger RNA of Morchella importuna, 408 nucleotides long. RefSeq lists its product as uncharacterized. The transcript is spliced from 3 exons. The record is from RefSeq and is a predicted model, not a curated record. Gene Ontology annotation, molecular function: structural constituent of ribosome. The coding region runs from base 1 to 408 and encodes 135 amino acids. NCBI's taxonomy places the organism in Eukaryota, Fungi, Ascomycota, Pezizomycetes, Pezizales, Morchellaceae. Gene Ontology annotation, cellular component: ribosome. Gene Ontology annotation, biological process: translation.
AUGUCGUUAUUCGCUUCCGGAGCGCCUCUUGCUCGUCUCUCACUUCUCAUCCGCUCUACCACCAAGUCCUUGUCACGGCCUAACCCCACUACAAUUGCUACCUUGCCUCGGAUCGCUUCCAACAGACAAUUCUUUUCCACUUCGCUGGUUCCCUCUCUGACUCUUCCCUUCCUGGGCUCACGAGUGUCAUGGAAUGUCGUUCAGCAACAGCAAAAGCGAGGGAUGAAAGUGCGGUCAUCGGUCAAGAAGCUGUGUGAGGGCUGUAAGUCUGUUCGCCGAAAGGGUAGAGUCUACAUCAUUUGCGACAAAAACCCUAAGCACAAGCAACGUCAGGACUUGAUCAUUCUCUUGAUGGAGGAAAGCUAUUCUGCCUUUGUUGGGAGAAGAGUUCAUGGAGGAAACUAUUGA